UUGUCUUAGUUUAUAUGUUGUCUUAGUUCAGUGCUGGAUGAGGAAGGGAAGACAUGUGAAAACAUAUUAGGAUUCUGAUUUCCCCUGAAAUUCCCUACUGCUUUAAUCAAAAGUGCAAAUUGACUAGUGCUUCCCGGCCUGGCGACCCAGACAGAUAGGGUCUGCUCUAGGCGAGCAGAUGUCUUGAAGGAGAAAUAAAAUGUCACCUCUGAGGCAGAGGAUAUGCCAUCUGUAAACAGAACCGGGAGUUGUGCACAGCAUGUAGUUCCACCCAAUGGAAGUCUUCAACAUUAAUCCCAAACGGACAACACCUUGGAUGAGAGCGAAGAUGAGGCUGAGCUACGCAACGUGAAGCCGCCGACAAUAACGGACACAGUAGACUGCAACUGCUGCCUUGCUCCAAAGGACAGGCUCUCCAGGCAGCCACAGUGAAAGGGGACUGUUGAUCCCAUCUCACAACAGCCUGGUCUUUUCAUCACCUCCCCUUUCUCCCCCAUCCACCCCACAACUCACAGGCAGUGAAACAAAUAGUAGAUCUGCCUAGAAAUCACAGCACCUUUCUCCACUCAGUUUAACAUCCUCCUCUUGAAAGUCAAAUGCCACAGAUAAUAAGCCAGCCUGACUCUACACUGUCCAGGAGACAUUGUGACGGAUUACAAGACCGACACAUGAAAAUAAAACCCCCAGCCUACACAGGACAAUGAGACCAAGGAGGCUCCGACUCGAGUUUGCAUUUUCCUGGGAAAGAAAGGGGGUUCCUGAGAUCUGAAGGUAUUUUUUUAAUGCUCUGCCUCCCUCUGCUGUAAUUUCCGAGAAGUUGUUCCAACGAUGAGAAAUCAUGUCCUAGCAGCAGCGAUUCCUAUGCUCUCCCUGCUGGCAAUGAUGGGAGACACAGACAGCAAAACGGACAGGACGGUGCAGACGGAAGCAGAUCCUGGGCGAUGCAUGAGGCAUCACUAUGUUGAUUCCAUCAGCCAUCCAUUAUACAAGUGUAGUUCCAAGAUGGUACUGUUGGCUCGUUGUGAGGGGCGCUGCAAUCAGUCAUCCCGCUCAGAGCCUUUGGUCUCCUUCAGCGCCGUCCUCAAACAGCCUUUCCGCUCCACCUGCUACUGCUGCCGGCCACAGACCUCCAAGCUGAAGGCCCUGAGGCUCCGCUGCUCGGGGGGCAUGAGACUCACAGCCACCUACCGCUACAUCCUUUCCUGCCACUGUGAACAGUGCAGUUCCUGAGACCUGCCCCACCAUGGGCAGGGCAAGAUAGACUGGUUAUGGCAGCCGGGGAUGCAGGAUUCCUGGGACAUUGACGGAAGCUUGCUGCAUUCCAUUAGCAUUUGAUUACUCCUGCCAAGGCUCCUGAAACCAGCCCAGCUUUGAGAGAGGAAGGGAAUAAAGAAGCUACAACCGUUGCUCUGGUCUACACUGGUCCUGAAGAUUAAAGCCUCACCAGCUUUUUAAUACUGAUGAGAAAAAGAAGCCAGGGAGUUGUCUUCUACUUUCCCCCCAUCAGCCUCCCCUCAAGUUCAGACUUCCUCUUCUUGAGCUCCCAAAGAGAAGUAGAUGACUGUGUCGGCCUGUGAGGAUGAUGGAGAAUGCUAAAAAGACCCUGUCCAAACGUGUCCCUGUAGAGACAGUUCUCAGUCAUGUGGCAAGAGGAAAGGAAGGGGCGAUGUGGACACUAAAAUAAAUGGAGGCAACUCUGGAACUGUCGAUUGACAGUGGGAAGACAGUACAGAAAUAGGUGGAGCUCGGAUUUGGGCAGUUGUGCCCUGUAUGGGAAGAAAGGCAGACAAUUGGAUGGAGAGAAUUUAAAGAAAAAAAAAUGUCUGCCCCAAAAUAUAGACACAGUGGAAGAUUCAACUGUCCGGGAGUAAGUGUUGACAACAAUGAAUGGGCAUUGAGAUGCAAUGAGACUGAACGUCUCUGACAGUAGACAAGCCAAAACACUAAUUGGAUUUUCCUCUUCAUAUUGUAAUGGUUUUGAUUGGAUGCUGGUAAUGGUUGCACGUUGCUUCUUUCCAAAUCACCAAGUUCCUAGGUCUCUAAACAGUGCCACCGACAUUAAAAACAGACGGAAACUGUUGAGGAGAAUUUCUUGUGAGAUACCGGAAGGUCUCAAGCCAGGACGUAUCCCUAAGGUCAACUGGGCUGAGCGUUAUAGGUAGAAUGAUGCAUUUGGAUGGUCAAAAGCUCCAUCAACUUGGCAUCCGCCUGAAGAAAGUUUCAAGUGAUUUCAUUUUAAGUGGAAUUGAUGCUAAAGAUUAAUAUUUCAAAAGCCUGCACCUUAUGUGCUCUCUGAAAGAUGUAGGAAUUAGUUGCAGGGCCAAGUCAGUGUAUUUGUGCAUGCAAAUCAAAGAAUUUCAUGCAUGAUCCAAGGUUUGUGUGUAUUUUUCUGUAACUAGGCAUUUUGGUGGCAUGAUUCACCCAUCACAAAGGCCUUGCUCAUCUUUCUUGCAGUAUGUCUUUUACCCUCAGGAUCAUUGUUAUCCCCACCCAGAGAAAGUCAUCACAAGAUCUGCUCAAUCCCAGGUUUCAAAUUAAAACCAGAUCUUUACCAAACCAUUUUUUUCAAACUUUCUUUGCCCUCUCUGGUUUUUGAAGAUUUGUUUUAAAUCAGAGGGAGUUGUUGCAUGCAGGGCACAGUACCAAGCACAGGAGACACGAUCUCUGCCCUCAAGGAAUUCAAAAUCUAAUGGGAAGAUUUUCAAUCUCUCUCUUUUGUUCCUCCAUGUCCCAGAUCUAAUAAGGCAUCAGUGUGGGAUGACGCCUGGUUUCUCAGGUCAUGAGAGUCAGGGAGCAGUCCCCCUGAAUUUUGUCAUUCCCCUCCAGACAAAUGCCAAAAGAUCCACACCACCAGAGGGUGGGGAAGCCAGUAAGGAAAGGGAAUCUCCAAAAUAAUUAUUUCAGAGCCUAAAUUGGGAUUCGUUAUGUUACUUAGGAAUAUCAACAAUAACAAUGCUCAGAAUAGCUAGGACAAAUUGAGCUUCAACAGGAGAGUGCAAAUUCCUUUUGACUGACAGGCCAAAUUCCAAAGGUUACACUAGCACUGACAGCACAUAAAUGAAUUUGAAAAAUUAAGUGCAAGCUGGAUGAGUCUCUAACCUAAAGAGUUUGUUACAGACUAGAUUUAGAUUGAGACAGGAUUGGUCUCUUUAGCUCUAUCCUUCUUGCCGUCAAGGCAAGGAAAGAUCAAGGAUUGAAGAAGAAAUCUUCUCUGAUUGGCUAUUUCCCUCCUGUCUCCAUUUUCUCCAAUGAAUGGAUGGAGACAAGAGUUUAGUGUAAAGGGAAGUUCAGUAUGGUCCUUUGAGGAACCUAGGUUCAGUAGGAUUAUCAGGUCCCUAGUUACUCUCUCUGAUAACUGAGACGGGGCAAAAACAAAACAAAACAGGGCAGGGGGAGGGAUAAAGACAGUACAAAAUACCCAGUGUGGGAUAUUGUUAGCAAUGAAGAACUAUUCAGAUUUUCCCUGAAGCAGAAAAACAGUUUUAGGCACUUCCAGAGUCUAAUACUCACUGAUUUAGGGGAGAGGAAGAAUGAAUAAAUACAAUUGGGUCAUAUUAAUGAUGGUCUUUCUAGAAAAAAAUUAACUGCUAUAACACAUUAAAGAAAUGGAAAUAAGAAUGUAUUAAAUUAUCAGCCUAAAAAUGAAAUGUGUAGUAACAUUCUAAAUCCUGUACUGGAAUGGGAAGCAGUAAUGAAAGAGGUAAAAAUCCAUGCUGUUUUUGUUAAUGUUUAAUUUGUUCUCUUGGUUAUCUGUUGGCAUUAAAAAGACUCCAGCAGAAGGCAGUGUGAGAAGCAACAUGGCCUGGGAGUCAGAAGGACUUGGGUUUUAAUUCUGGU
Messenger RNA from Tachyglossus aculeatus (Australian echidna), 3837 nucleotides. RefSeq names its product norrin cystine knot growth factor NDP (gene NDP). Lineage: Eukaryota; Metazoa; Chordata; Mammalia; Monotremata; Tachyglossidae. The record is from RefSeq and is a predicted model, not a curated record. Gene Ontology annotation, biological process: Wnt signaling pathway. The transcript has 3 exons. The coding region runs from base 829 to 1230 and encodes 133 amino acids.